AUGGUGAACAUUGAUCCAAACACUUCAUCUAACGGUGGCUUGAACUCAACGUCGUCCAUUGACAUAGCUUCAAGUAAUGUAACAGAUUCCUCAUCUACUGUGGUUUCCAUGGCUUCCGCAAACGUUUCAGGUGAUAUUUCCCUUCUAAGUCUCUCGUCUUCAAAUUCCACCUCGACUACCACUAAUAGUAGUACCGAUGGGGUCGUCAAGACUGAAUCCUUUUCAAAUGCUCCCACAAGUAACCCUGUGAUAACUUCGACCCCUACAACGACUACAACAGCAACCCGAUCUCCGCCCUUGAAAAGACCACGACACAAACCAGGUGAACGAAAGGAGCUACUUGAAAGAGCUGUGCGUGAUGUGAAAAUGGAGAAUAUUUCAAUGCGCAAAGCGGCAUCGCGGUACAACCUGGCAAAGUCUUCUCUAUGUGAUUAUGUCCGCAAGAACCAUAUUGUACUUCCAAAUAAUCGAUGCCGACCAAGUGCUACUGCGUCGGCAGCUGCCGCAGCAACAGCAGCGAAUAAUUCAAAUUCCACCAAUCAUCAAAAUCAUUUAGGAGGAGGUUCUUUACUUUCUGCGAUGCAACAACAGUCUUUGAAUCAUGCAGGUGGGGAAGGAUUGCUCAGCCUCUCUGUCGAGUCGAUGAGAAAUGCUCACCCUACCACGGCGAAACUCGAAAGCCCCUGGAGCAAUGUUCCUGGUCUUCCAACUCAAGUGCCUAUGCAUAAUUGGAGCUCUUUUCCCUUGACCUCUUUCAAAACUUUGGGUGGUUUGUCACAUAUUUCAUCGGCCCCAUCGCCAAAGCAACAACACAACGAAUUAUCCAGUAGUGAUCCACAUUCUCCGCUUGAAGACAGCUUCAACGGAAACACGGCUGUGAAUACCUCAUCUUCUACUUCCUUUAUUUGUACCCCACUUACUUCAGAUACGGUGGAAGGACAGUCCAUCACUUCAACAGCGCCUUUCUUCAAUUCCGCACCAGCUACAGCAGCUCAACUUCUCAAUUCUUCUAAUGUUGAUGCUGCGCGUUCCUUAGCAACAAUUUAUGCCGCCUCAACUCAACAACAGAACAACUCCAAUAGUAACAACGCCAAUUCCCAACUUACUCCCAAUCUACUGCCAACUAUGACCCAAUCGACGCCAACUCUUCCUAAUGCCGCAACUGUCGCUACUUCUGUACCAUUAGUCUUUCCCAACUCUGAUACUAGUGUAUUGAAUGAAUCCCUUCAGCGUUUUCUCCUCGCUGCCCGCGGACAAGCGAAUUUUGGAGAUCUAUUCCUCCCGCCACCUUCGCCCUCACCAAUGGUCAGUUGUUUCUCUUCGAUUCCUGCAGAAAUGAGGAGUAAACUCAACCUGCCGAACAUUCUCAACUCUCUCAUUUCCGCUAAUACUACUGAUGCCAACUCCUCGACAAAUGCUCCUGUUAUUAGUAGUGCUAGUUGUAGUGCUGCUACUGCUGCUGCUGUUGUCAUUGAUAAUGCCAUUGCUCGUAUGCCACAUUCACAAAAAGUCGCCAAUGAUCUCAUUCGCUUCAUCAAUAUGUCACCAACGCCCUUCCAUGUGGUUCAAUCGGCAGUUGAGAUGCUGAAGAAGGCUGGUUUUUGUCAAUUGUUGGAGCGGGACGUGUGGAAUCUCCAACCGAAUGAUUGCGUCUUUGUUACAAAGAACCAAUCUACCCUCUUUGCCGUGGCUGUUGGUGGAGCCUACAAGCCAGGCGAAGGCUUCAGUAUGAUUGGAGCUCAUACGGACAGCCCUUGUCUGCGUCUCAAGCCCAUCUCUAAACGCGUCAAGGAGGGCUUUGUCCAGUUGGGCGUUCAAACCUAUGGCGCUGGUCUCUGGUACACGUGGUUUGAUCGGGAACUCACGCUCGCUGGUCGAGUUAUUGUGAGAAAUCCGAACUCCAGUGUCCUUGAAGAGCGUCUCAUACAUAUUAAUCGCCCGCUGGCUUGUGUCCCGUCACUGGCAAUCCACUUUAAUCGCAAUGUUAACACUGGUUUUGCUCCUGAUCCGGAAAACCACCUAGCUCCCAUCAUUUCUACUACCGUUAUGGAACAGCUAAACGGUGGUGAUGAUGACGAGAAUUCAAUCGGAGGCCAUCCUUCUGGCUUGAUGCGUUUAAUUGCGACGGAGUUACAGUGCGCUACAGCUGAUAUAGUUGACUUGGAACUGUAUCUAGCUGCCACUCAACCAGCUUGUGUAGGUGGGCUUCAUGGCGAAUUUAUUCAUGCACCUCGUUUGGAUAAUCAGUUUAGUGCCUUCACGUCAUUGAGCGCAUUAGUUAAUUCACUGCCAAGCCUGAAGGAUGACCCCAAUAUUCGGGUGGUCUGUCUUUAUGAUCAUGAGGAGAUUGGCUCGGAGAGUUGCCAGGGUGCUGCAUCUGUCCUUACGGAGCACUUUCUGCGUAGAAUCAUUCAAUCUCUUGUGAACGGAGCUGCAGUUGAGACAGCUGAUAGUAAUUGUGGCGGUUCUAACGCAAUGGACACUACUACUUCUAGUCCUACAACGGAAGGUUGUCUUUUUGAGCGAUCACUGGCCCGUUCCUUCUUCUUGUCUGCUGAUCAGUCGCAUGCUGUUCAUCCUUCGUGGCCGGAAAAACAUGAACCUGCCCAUAAACCUGCCUUUCAUCAAGGUCUGGUUUUGAAGCAUAAUGUCACACAGAGGUAUGCAACCAAUGGCCAGACUUCAGCUAUCGUAAAAGAAAUCGCAAAACGCUCUAAUGUACCACUUCAGGAGUUUGUUACACGUCAGGAUGCGCCAUGCGGUGCUACCAUUGGACCAAUUAUAGCCUCGCAUCUUGGUGUCAUGACUGCCGAUAUCGGGGGUCCUCAAUUGGCAAUGCAUUCGUGCAGGGAGAUAACUUGUACUUCUAGUGUUGGCUACGCGGUGGCUUUAUUCACGGGGUACUUUGACCAGUUGGCUAACAUUAUGACAGGCUAUGUCAAUGCUAAGUAA
This is a messenger RNA of Rodentolepis nana, 2952 nucleotides long. The record is from the annotation of a GenBank genome assembly. NCBI's taxonomy places the organism in Eukaryota, Metazoa, Platyhelminthes, Cestoda, Cyclophyllidea, Hymenolepididae.